Molecule: messenger RNA, 1152 nt
Organism: Callithrix jacchus (white-tufted-ear marmoset)
Lineage: Eukaryota; Metazoa; Chordata; Mammalia; Primates; Cebidae
Source: RefSeq, a predicted model, not a curated record
CCCUGGGGGAGAAGCGCUGAGGGCGCGCUCGCAAGGCGGGCGCCCCUCGUUUCCGGCCAGCCCGCAGCCUCUCGCGGCAGUGGCGGCGCCCGGGCCCCGGCCGCGCUGGGUUCCCAGCCCCAGGAACGCGGGGGGCGGUGGGGGCGGGGCGGGGAUUAGCCUGGGAGCAGCGCUGACAGCCCCGCUGUGCCUUCCCAGUCCGGCGGGGCCCGCUGGGCCACUCAAUCCGCCUUUGUUUGCGCGGUGUCACACCGCAUUACCCGCAUAAUGCGGCCGCCGGGCCCGGGCCGCCCGGCCGGCCGCCACCGCGUAGCAACGGGCGGCUCCCGCGGCCGGGCCGCGCCCCCGGCCCAGGCACCGGGCCGCGAAAUCCCCAUUGAAGCGGCGCCCCCCGCCCCCGCGCCGUGCCGAAUGGCCAGAGGGCGUGUGAAUGGCGCGGCGACCGCAGCGGGCGCGGGCCCCCGGGCCGCGCCGUGGGGGGGCGGCGCUCGGGCGCUUCUCAGGCUGCCCCGGCGCCUCCGGCGCCCGCCCCUGCCCCACCCCGCCCGGGGAAGCGCCUCCAGCCCGCCGCGCUGCCGCCGCACCUCGCCCCUUCCGGCCGCCGACCCCAGAGUCCCCCAGACUCGCGGCGCGGGCCCCUGCCCUCGGCCACCCCUCCGGGCGGGCCCAGCCCCGAGGCAUCUGUCACGGCUGGCGCAGAAGACGCAGGUUCCAGGCAGCCAGACCCCCUGCGCCCCAGGGACCGGGACCUGUGCCAGAACCUGCGGCAGCGACUUAAAAAGUUCAACGCAGAGUGAAUGAGCAGUGCACCCAGGCCGGCUUCCCCCUGGCUCUAGGCCGGAGCCGGGAAGAGCGAUCAGAGGUGACUCUCGCUUUUGGAGAGCGCGUCUAGACGCAAAGCUGUUUGAUUCAGCGCUACCUGGCCCGAGGAGGGGCACCGGAAAGCGCUGAGACCAACACACUGACAAGAUCGGGUUUGAAAUGCAAACUGCCGCCACUUGGCCCCAAUUAAGAGGCCAAACCUUUUAUGUCAACAAGGAAUAAUUAGUUUUGGUAAUAGAAGCGUAAACAGAAUUGUCAUUCAUUGAUUUGCUAAUUACCCUCCUGUCCCAUGACAAUAGCCAACAUUUUGGCUGUAAGAGGGACGGACCU